AUGUAUUCAUUUCUCUGGCAUCUCGCUACAGCUUUGGAGAGCUGGAUACAAAGAAUCGGGAGCUUGCAUGGAUCUCAUUGUCUUGCGUUGAUACAAACCUGAAGGAUCUGAAAACUUCCACUUUUCUGUCGUCGAUACUUUUCAGCCGGCUUCAGGAUGAUGAAGUUUAGGUUCAGAAGACAGGGGAAUGACCCUCAGAGGGAGAAACUCAAGCAGGACCUUUUUGCUUUUAAUAAGACUGUUGAACAUGGAUUUCCUAAUCAGCCCAGUGCCUUCGCUUAUGACCCCAAACUGCGACUUAUGGCCAUUGGCACUAAAUCUGGAGCAGUCAAAAUUUAUGGGUCCCCUGGCGUCGAGUUCACAGGUCUGCACAAAGACACAGCCACUGUCACGCAGAUCCACUUCCUGCCUGGACAGGGCCGCUUGCUCUCUCUGCUGGAUGAUAACACUCUGCACCUGUGGGAGAUCAGCCCGAGAGAGGGCAGCUCGCACCUGGAGGAGCUCCGCAGCUUUAUCCUGCCGGGGCGGCCAGGCAUCGAGAGCACAAGUGCCACUCGUGUGACUGUCCUUCUGUUGAAGACGGGCUCUGAGCUGUUAUGCCUGGGUACAGAGGGAGGGGGCAUCCACUUCCUGGAGCUGCCCAGCCUGGGCCUACUGGAUACAAAAUCUUUAUUGCAGGAUGAGAUCAUACAGAGCCUUCCUGAGGACUACAAGUGUGGGAAAUCUCUGGGGCCCGUGGAGUCGCUGCAGGAGCACCCGCAGUGCCCUGACAAAAUUCUCAUUGGCUACAGCAGAGGUCUGGUGGUACUGUGGGACCAGAGUACGCGACAGGUGGUCAACCUGUUCUUAGGGAACCAGCAGUUGGAAAGCCUGUCAUGGGAGCGCAGCGGCAGGACUUUCGUCAGCUCCCACAGUGACGGGGGGUACAUGGUGUGGGCAGUUAACAGCAGCAGCCCCCGCACCCAGCAGCCCAUCACAUCCACCAUACCGUACGGCCCCUUCCCCUGCAAAGCAAUCAACAAGAUUCUGUGGAGGACGACAGAAUUAGGAGCCCCCUUCGUGCUGUUCAGUGGAGGCAUGCCCAGGGCCAGCUAUGGGGACAGACACUGUGUAACUGUGCUGCAGGAGAAGACUCAAGUCACUCUGGACUUCACGUCUCGCGUUAUCGACUUCUUCACCAUCUACAACACAGACAGUGAAAAGGAGUUUGAUGACCCCACUGCCUUGGUGGUCCUGUUGGAAGAAGAACUUGUUGUGAUUGACCUCCUGACCACUGGGUGGCCCACCAUCCCUUCUCCGUACCUCGCUCCGCUGCACUCCUCUGCCAUCACCUGCUCUUGUCACAUUUCCAAUGUGCCAACCAAGCUGUGGGAGAGGGUGAUAAGCGCUGGGCAGCAUCAGAGCCAGCCACAGACCCACAUGAAGUGGCCAAUCAAUGGGGGGAAGAAUCUGGCUCCUGAUCCAAAACAGAAAGGACUGCUGCUAACUGGACAUGAGGAUGGCACUGUUCGCUUCUGGGAUGCGUCAGGGGUCUCCCUCAAACCUCUGUACAAACUGAGCACCGCCAACAUCUUCCAGACAGACUGUGACCAUAAUGACAGCCUUGGACAAGCAGGCGAGGAGGAGUGGCCUCCCUUCAGGAAGGUGGGGUGUUUUGAUCCAUACAGCGAUGAUCCCAGGCUGGGAAUACAGAAGAUUUCACUGUGCAAAUACAGUGGGAAGCUGGUGGUGGCAGGAACUGCUGGCCAGGUCCUGGUGAUGGACCUUAACGAGGAGAAGUCAGAGCACACAAUCAAUGUGGCUACUCUGGACAUCCUACAAGACAGAGAGGGCUUUACCUGGAAGGGUCACGACCGCUUGGCCCCUAAAAAUGGACCAAUCAGCUUUGCCCCUGGCUUCCACCCCGUAAUCCUAGUGCAGUGCAUGCCACCGGCAGCAGUAACCGCGGUAACGCUGCACGCUGAGUGGAAUCUCAUUGCGUUUGGCACCAGCCAUGGCUUCGGCCUGUUUGACUACCACCGCCGCAGCCCUGUGCUGGCAAGAUGUACACUGCACCCCAAUGACUCGCUGGCCAUGGAAGGGCCCCUGUCAAGGGUCAAGUCAUUGAAGAAGUCUCUGCGUCAGUCCUUCAGAAGAAUCCGAAAGAGCAGAGUUUCUGGCAAGAAGCGAGUCUUGGUCAACAGUCCAACCAGCAAAGUGCACGAGGCCAAUGCCCAGCUGGCAGAGCAGGCGGGCCCUCAUGAUGUGGAGAUGGCGCCGGUGCAGAGGCGGAUAGAGCCCCGCUCCGCUGAUGACUCUCUUUCCGGAGUGGUGCGCUGUCUAUGUUUUGCUGACACGUACCUUAGAGACGGGUCUCACCACGGGCCCACCAUGUGGGCGGGCACCAACUCGGGCUCGGUGUACGCGUACGCCCUGGAGGUGCCCUCACAGGAGAAGUUCUCUGAGCAGAGCGUGGAGGCCGUGCUGGGAAAGGAGAUCCAGCUGAUGCACCGAGCGCCCGUGGUUUCCAUCGCCGUGCUGGACGGGCGGGGAAACCCCCUGCCCGAGCCCUACGAGGUGUCGCGGGACCUGGCCAAGGCCCCCGACAUGCAGGGCAGCCAUUCGGUCCUCAUCGCCUCCGAGGAGCAGUUCAAGGUGUUCACGCUACCCAAGGUCAGCGCCAAGACAAAGUUCAAGCUGACAGCCCACGAGGGCUGCCGGGUGCGCAAGGUGGCGCUGGCGAGCUUUGGCAGCGUGUCGGCAGACGAGUACAGCGAGAACGGCCUGGUGUGCCUCACCAACCUGGGCGACAUCCACGUGUUCAGCGUGCCCGCGCUCCGGCCACAGGUCCGCUACGACUGCAUCCGCAAGGAGGACAUCAGCGGCAUCGCCUCCUGCGUCUUCACCAAAACAGGGCAGGGGUUCUACCUGAUCUCCCCCUCGGAGUUCGAGCGGUUCUCCCUGUCAGCACGAGUCAUCACUGAGCCUCUCUGUUCUGUGGAUAUGGACCGACCUCAUCGCCACACGGCUCUCAGCAAUGCGACUACAUCAAUUCAGGCCAACGGUACACACAAAAUACAGUCCGCAGGAGAGAGUCAUUCCCUUGGGGAAGCAGAAGGGGUUUUAGAAGAGAUCCAAGCUGCUCUGUCCUCCCCUGCCCUGGACUCUCCCAACAGCAGUGCUGACAUCACGCUGGACACCACCGGUGACAUCACCGUCGAAGACGUCAAAGACUAUUUAACGUCUGUGGAUGAAGCUGAGAAGAAUCUGAAGAAUAUUGCGGAGGAAGAUGGUCGGUCUCCAGGCAUUCUCAUUAACUGAAGUGGGAUUCACUGGCCUACAGUAACAUGUGGGCCCAGACUGCAUUGGGAACAGUUUGGUUAUGACUAAUGGAACUCGGCUAAAUAAAACUAAUAUCAAUAACGAAGCUGGACCAGAAACUGCUCUCCAUAGGAUUUUGACUAGCGAUGUGAGGACAUGAACUCUUCCUCUGUGCCAAACGACAGAAAAUGCAGGUUUUUUUCUCUCAUCUCUUAUUUCUGGAUGUCUGCUGUACCCCCUCCACCCAUCCAUGUUUAAGAAGGAAUGCCUCUGGGGCCGGGGGGGGGGGGGGGGGGGAUGUGCCGCCAUCUGAGGGUUUAGGCCUUCACAUUCUGCUUAUCUGAUUGGAACCUGGAUCCUCUUUCAGAGCUAGCUUAUGGAAGGGCGAAGUUCCAGUGUGCUGCUGUGUGCCAAGCGAUGAGGAUGUUCUUUCCCUUUCACCAAAACCACCUGUCACAUUGCAGCUGAAUCUGAACCAACAAGGGGCAACAUCUAGUGAAAUUGGAUAUCGUGCUCCAAUCCAAAGUUCAGCAAAAUUGUCAAUGUUCUUUCCUUGUCACCGAUGAUUACAGGUUGAAUUCUUUUUAUAUAUAUAGAAUAUAUAGAAUCCAUCUUUUUUUUCCCAUAUUCCUUUCUUGGGUCCUUUGAUGCCUUUUCCGAAGUGCUCUGUUCAGUAAUGGCUCUGUGUGGGUUCGGUCUGUCAGUAGCAGAGUGCUCCCAGUCUCACUAGCUGGCACUCCAUUAUGUAAUCAGCAGAAGUGAUACAGUAUGAUUAGACAAUGGACUGGAGUUCGAUUUUCCCUAAAUUAUUUCCUUUUCUUUCAUGUUGUGAUGGUUUGUGAAGCUCCAGGCCACUGAAGUGAUCCCUUUGGACCCUGUGGGUUUGAUCAAGUGGCUGAGUUUUAUGACAGAUUCUUAACAGCUGUCCUGGUGUGCCGGCAGCCCUCUUCAUGAUGUUUGUAGAUUGGUUACAUAUGAUGGAUAUUCCUCAGCUGCCAAGAUUGUUUUUCUGUACAUUACUUUCCUUCUUUCUGAUUUACUUUCGCUUUUGCCCCUUCUUUUCUGCCAAGUCACAUUUAAUAUCCGCAAACAGGUUUCUUUGACAUGAGUUCUCUGGUAAAAUGGUUUUGCUUAAGGACUGUGAGCACAGCAGCGUAGAGCAUGGUGUUUGACCAAAAGUUAUUUUGGAAGAGAAUGAACCUUUUUAUCUUUGUUUUUAAAAGUGAGCAGGUGACUCUACAGUGUUUCCUCGGUUACCUAGGCCAGGUACGGUCACUUUAAUGGACAGUAAUCUUUUUUGAUAAUGUAUGUGUAAUAUCUUUUUUUAUUCUGUUCACAGUAUUAACACAAUAUGUAGAAACUAAUUAUGUAUGAUUUUUGUAUUGAAAGGAUGUUUUAUAGGCACUGGUGGGUAGAGCACUAAUGAUUUCUUACUGUGUUUUGCUGGGUGGUUAUAUUGUGAAUCUGAUUCAUGGGCUUGGAACCUACAGUCCAGGGUGCUGAUUAUGAGAGUGGGGCUCUUUGGGAACUAAGGGUUUGUUUAUAUUUGGACUGAACGUUCAGCUUUCCCAAAAGUGUUUUUCCUCAUGAAUUGAAGACAUUUUUCUCUUUUAAAGUCAAAAGAUCUUACGAAGGCAGAUGCUUGAACUGAAGAAAAUAAUGGACCAGAUUUUGCCCUUAACAUCUCAAGAUAUUUUCAUCAGUUGAAGUCCUGGUUAAUUUUUUGGGUGCCAAUUGUGUGAUCAUAAUACACAAAUAAUGUCAGUAAAUGUAUUUCAUAAAAGCAAAACUUCUAUUCAUUGAAACAUGGCAGUUCUGUUUGCAUAACAUCAGGAAUUACACAUUUAAAAAAAACAUGUAAAAUGCAAUGGAUAACCAUCUCGCUGGAAACUCCACUUCUCUAUUGGCCUUUGUUUGAACACAGUUAGUGUAAAUACAAAUGGCCACCUUGGUUUCUUGUCUUUAGAACCACUUUGUAUUCUGAAAGGGACCCCAAAUUCUUUUGUCAUUUUAUUUUAUAUAUGUGUUGUGUGUAUGUUUUCCAUCAAAGGAAGACAUGAAGACUUAAAAUAUUGUAUUGUUGGCACCUAUCCUGUGAAACUUUUAAGACUAGUUUACAUUUAAUUUGUUUUCUUUCUUCUCAUGUAGAAUGUACCUCUUACUUGAUGGUUUAGCAUUGUAAGUAAUUGAAAAUUCAGCAUUUGAUUUGAUGUUAAAUAAAGCAUUUACUGCCUAGUG
Messenger RNA from Anguilla anguilla (European eel), 5538 nucleotides. Its product is annotated as lethal(2) giant larvae protein homolog 1-like. Bases 157 to 3300 code for a protein of 1047 amino acids. NCBI's taxonomy places the organism in Eukaryota, Metazoa, Chordata, Actinopteri, Anguilliformes, Anguillidae. The transcript is spliced from 23 exons. Gene Ontology annotation, molecular function: myosin II binding; GTPase activator activity. Gene Ontology annotation, biological process: establishment of spindle orientation; regulation of protein secretion; regulation of Notch signaling pathway. Gene Ontology annotation, cellular component: cytoplasm; cortical actin cytoskeleton; plasma membrane. The record is from RefSeq and is a predicted model, not a curated record.